AUGACCACUUCAGCCUUGUUCCGUCUUAGCUGUUUCUUGUUCAUUCUUCAAGUACUGAACGUUGGCAUGAUUAGCGCUGCAACUAGCUUCUACCAAUUCGAAGUACAAACAAUGAGACUCACAAGACUAUGCCAGACCAAAGAGAUUGUAACAAUCAACGGGAAAUUCCCUGGCCCUGCAAUAUCCGCUCAAGAAGACGACAGAAUUGUCGUUAAAGUCAUCAACAUGACCCCCUAUAACACCACAAUUCAUUGGCAUGGUAUAAAGCAAAAACUAUCAUGUUGGUAUGAUGGUCCAUCUUAUAUCACACAAUGUCCAAUUCAAAGUGGACAGAGUUUCACAUACGAGUUCACAGUAGCGCAACAAAAGGGAACAUUUUUUUGGCAUGCACACUUUUCUUGGCUAAGGGCUACAGUAUACGGUCCACUUAUUGUAUAUCCUAAAGCUUCUGUUCCUUACCCAUUCAAGAAACCCUUCAGCGAGCAUUCAAUUCUCCUAGGAGAGUAUUGGCUUAAGAACGUGGUAGAGCUGGAACAACAUGUACUGGAGAGUGGAGGACCUCCUCCUCCAGCAGAUGCAUUCACAAUUAAUGGUCAGCCAGGACCUAACUAUAACUGCUCCUCUAAAGAUGUUUAUAAGAUUGAGAUAGUGCCAAGGAAGACAUACCUGCUAAGGCUGAUAAACGCUGGCAUUAACAUGGAGAGCUUCUUCACCAUAGCUAAUCACAGGUUGACCAUAGUGGAAGUAGAUGGCGAGUACACAAAACCUUUCACAACAGAGCGUGUGAUGCUCGUGCCCGGACAGACAAUGAACGUUCUUGUCACAGCUGACCAAGCCAUUGGGAAAUACUCCAUCGCCAUGGGUCCGUACGAGUCUGCCAAGAAUGUCAAGUUUCAAAACACAUCAGCGAUAGCUUAUUUCCAUUACUUUGGUGCAUUGCCCAACAGUGUAGCGUUACCAGCUAAGUUACCUGUUUACAACGAUAAUGUUGCUGUUAAGACUGUCAUGGAUGGGCUCAGAAGUCUAAACACAGUCGAUGUUCCAAAAGAUAUCGAUGCUCGUCUCUUUAUCACAAUUGGGAUAAAUGUAAACAAGUGUAACUCUGAGAACCCAAACAACAAGUGCCAAGGCCCCAGCAAAGGGAGAUUAGCAGCAUCGAUGAACAACAUCAGCUUCGUCGAGCCUAAAGUCUCAAUCUUGGAAGCUUACUACAAGAAACUGGAAGGAUACUUCACUUUAGAUUUCCCAACCUCGCCGGAAAAGGCCUAUGACUUUGUCAAUGGAGCACCCAAUGACAUAGCCAAUGACACGCAAGCUGCAAAUGGGACAAGAGCAAUAGUUCUAGAGUAUGGGAGCAGGAUACAAAUCAUCUUCCAGAAUACAGGCACACUCACAACUGAGAACCAUCCAAUUCAUCUUCAUGGACACAGCUUCUACGUCAUUGGCUAUGGCACAGGGAACUAUGAUCAACGAACAGCAAGAUUCAACCUGGAAGAUCCUCCUUACUUGAACACCAUUGGAGUUCCAGUAGGAGGAUGGGCUGCAAUUCGGUUUGUUGCCAACAAUCCAGGGCUCUGGUUAUUGCAUUGCCAUUUCGACAUCCAUCAAACAUGGGGAAUGAGCACGAUGAUCAUAGUGAAAAAUGGCAAGACGGUGCAAGAGAGCCUACCUCAUCCUCCUGCAGAUCUUCCAAAGUGCUAG
This is a messenger RNA of Thlaspi arvense, 1701 nucleotides long. The record is from the annotation of a GenBank genome assembly. NCBI's taxonomy places the organism in Eukaryota, Viridiplantae, Streptophyta, Magnoliopsida, Brassicales, Brassicaceae.